Messenger RNA from Paramecium pentaurelia, 2778 nucleotides. The record is from the annotation of a GenBank genome assembly. NCBI's taxonomy places the organism in Eukaryota, Ciliophora, Oligohymenophorea, Peniculida, Parameciidae.
AAUGAAAACUCCAUUUGGACUCUAAUAAUAUUUUGCUACUAAAUAAGCUUAACAUCAUCAACUACUGGAUGAAGAAUCUGAACAUUCACAUAAGAUGUUAAUCAAGGAAAUUGAAAUUGAUGCAAAUAUGUGUAAGAAAUAAGCUUCUCUUAUACUUGAUAAUACUCCUGUCUAUUUUCCUCAUUAGCCUUAUGAUGUAUAAAAAAGCUAUAUGGAAAGUGUGAUAAGAGCCUUAAAUAAGAAAUAAAAUGCAUUGUAUAAUAUUAAAAUCAAUUAAGAUUAGAUUAGAAUCACCAACAGGAACAGGUAAAACUUUGUCUUUACUUUGUGCUUCUUUAGCAUGGUUAAAAAAGAAUAGAAAAGAUCAAUUAAAUUCUGAUUAACCUAAGAAUAUUAAAAUUAUCUAUUCUUCAAGAACACAUGCUCAAUUAAAACAAGUGGCUAUGGAAUUAAAGAAGACUGUCUAUAAACCUAAUGUUUCUAUGCUAGGAUCAAGAGAUUAAUAUUGUAUAAGAGGGGAUUUUAGUACAAUAAAAGGGACUUUAUUAAAUUAAAGUUGCCGAAAAUCAGUCAAAUCAAAUUAAUGUCAAUUUUAUAAAAAAGAUCAUCUCAUACUUAUGGCUUAAAAUUAUAGUACAUUAAUAAGUAGUUUGGAAGAAGCAAAAUAAUUUGGUUAUAAAAAUAAAUUAUGUCCUUAUUAUUUUGAGAGAUAAAGAUUGGAUUUUGCAGAUCUUAUUUUACUUCCAUAUAAUUAUCUAUUAGAGAAAGAUUUUUAAGAUGUAGUUGAAAUUGAAAAUUCCAUUUUAAUAUUUGAUGAAGCCCAUAAUGUUUAAUCUACAGCUGAAGAUGGUUCUUCAUUUCUUAUAACUCAUAAUAAUAUUAUAGAAGCUGAAAAAGAUCUUGAAAAAUGGAUUGAUGAAUUAGAAUCAAUCUCGAUCUUUUAUGAUUAAUUGAAAGCUAAAUUGAAUUCAGCCAAAGUAUCUUCUGAAUUAAAAGAAUUUAGAUCAAUCAUGAUAACAAUUAGAGUAUUUGCAUAAUAUUUGGAAUCAUUUAAAAAUAAUCAAUUAUAAUUUAUUAAUUCUGAUAAAGAAGAGAAAUAUUUGAUUUUAGAUGCUCGUUAAAUAUAAUCUAUGAUUUUUGAGAACACUUAAGAUAAAGAAAACACCUUUAGAUUAUGGACUGAGAAUUCUUAAACUAAUUAUGCAAAAGGAGUUAAUAAAAAUAAUUUUGCAAAAUAUCUAAUUCAUUGUUCUAUUUUAAUCGAAAUUAUGGGUGAAUUAUCUCAAAUUCCUGGUUAUCAUUUUGAAUCAUGGGUUAAAUUUAUGAAAAAUGUAUAUGAUCUAAUUAAAGUUGAAGAUGAAAGAGAAAAACAAAAAUUAUCAUUAAACUCUUUAUAAAACGAGUUUAAUUAAUACAAAUUAUCUUUCAUUCUUGACUAAUCUAAUUAAUUAUCCAUUAAUAUGUGGUGUCUUGAACCCUCACUUGCCUUUUCUAGGUUAUUCAAUAAAAGUAUAUACUCAGUCUUAUUAACCUCUGGUACACUAUCCCCUAUGCCAUCAUGGGCUUGUGAAUUACGAAUACCAUUUGAUGUUUAAUUAGUUAAUGAACAUAUAAUUGAUUUGAAUAAAAAUCUUAGAGUUUUUUAGCAUAAAGCUUUUGAUUUUUCAUUUAAUUAAAGAAAUAAUGAAGAGUAAAUUAGUAAAUUUGGUGUUACUCUAUUAAGUUUAUGUUAGAUAAUUCCAAAUGGAAUUCUAGUUAUUUUUUCAUCAUAUAGUCUCAUGAAUAAAUUUAGAAGCAAAUGGACAUACAAUAAAUUAUUAACUAGGUUAUGUGAAAUCAAAGCAUGCUUAUGGGAACCAUAAUAAAGUGCAGAAAUGUAGAAUAUAUUUGAUACAUAUAAAUAAAAGGCUAAAAAAGGUGCUAUCAUGUUUGCAGUCCAUAGAGGAAAGGUUGCUGAAGGAAUUGAUUUUUCUGAUGAAUUAUGUAGAGCUAUAUUUUUAGUUGGUGUUCCCUAUCCUCCCAAAUAAGAUAAUCAUCUAUUAGAAAAAAUGGGCUACUUAGAUAAAAUCUUUAAUGAUCCAGAAUUUACUAAUUAAUAAAGAAUAAGAAGUUCUGAAUGGUAUACACAAUAAGCUAUACGUGCUACUAAUUAAGCAAUGGGAAGAGUUAUUCGACAUAUAAAUGAUUAUGGGUAUAAAUAUUUUAAUAUUAUUUUUAAGUAUUGUUUAUCUAUGUGAUAAAAGAUUUGAAUAUAAAGACAUAAAAUAAGGAUUAUCAAAAUGGGCAUAACCAGCCAUAUAGCCUUGGAUCAAUGAUGAUGAAAUAAUUAAGCAUACAAAGGAAUUUUAUAACAGAACAAUUUCUAUUAAAGAAUAAUGUAUAAAAGAGCAAAUUGAAUAAAAACCUAUUUAAGAAUAAGAUUGUAAAAAAAGAAAACUUUAAUUUUUUGGUUUACAAAAUAAAAAUGAUUUUGAAAAAUUAAAAGAUGAAACUUAAGAUAGAAUGAAAAAUUUAAAUGAACAAUCAAAAUAAAAUGAAUAUAUCAAUCUUCAAAGUUAUUAAAUGAAUCAUCAUCUACAAGAAUAAUAAUUUAAAAAUUCUAAUAAAAAUUAACAAAAAGAUUUAGAAAUUUUGAAUAGUUAGAAUAUUAAUUUUUCUAAUUUAGAUCGCAAUAGUAUAUAAUAAACAUAAUUAAAAAUGGAUAUUGAUGAUGAUUAAAUUUCAAGAAUUGAAUCAAAAAAGAAAAAGUUAUGUAUAAGAUUAAAAAAUUAAAAAUGA